Anisakis simplex (herring worm) is the source of this 2097-nucleotide messenger RNA. The record is from the annotation of a GenBank genome assembly. Lineage: Eukaryota; Metazoa; Nematoda; Chromadorea; Rhabditida; Anisakidae.
AUGUAUUUCAUUCAAAUUCUCAACGACCCUCACACAAAUCCCAGACAAAAAAUUGUUCCCGCAUACGUUACAGCAGCUCUUAUUGAGAAUAAUUACAAACCAGCACAAGAGUUGCUGACCGAGAAUCGUUAUGUGACACUUUGCAUCGAAUUACUCUCGGACACAGCCUUAGGGCAAUGUCGUUUAUUACGCCUUUGGUUAUUGAUCGGUUUGGGUCGUCUUUGGGCCGAUCAUAACGAUGCUCGUUGGCAAGCUAUCCGAUUGGUUGCCUAUGAAAGGGUACUGGAAUUUCUAGAUGACAGUGUGCCUGAGGUUCGAGCAGCAGCGGUUUAUUCUUUGGGAUGUCUGAUUGAUCAUGAAGUGUGCGAUAAACUGUCAGCGAAAUGUACAUUCGAUGGUUCGGUUCUGGUAAGGGCAGAGCUGGUUGUUGCGAUGCAGUGGUUCAUCAUUGACUUCGAAAAUCGUUUCGCGAAUCUCACCAUCGAUCUCGACGAGAAAAUCGACAGACUUUCGAGUGAAGGGAGAACAAGGAAAACAUCGGCUGGUGAUCAAGGCUUGGAUAGUGUGUUGUUGGCGAGUUCCGAAGAGGAUCAUCGCGAAAGAAUGAAAAACUUAGCGAAUAGUGGCUAUGGGUAUCCUUUUUUUAUUGGAACAUUUUAUGUCCUUAUAGAGCAUGUCGAACAAUUGGCAUGCUCAAAGCAUCGCAGACUGAGCAGCACCUCUCAUUUACCGAAUCGACCACCAUCUCGAACGGAGGACAAAACAGAAGUGGCGAAAGAUGUAACGAACAGUGCAUCGUCGACAAGAAACAACGCGCCUGUAACAUUCACAAUUGGAUCACCUGUACUAGCUGCAGGUAGUUCAAUGGUUGGGUCAUCGUGCACUCCAAAUGGUCAUAUCAGACAGCUUUCCGAGAGUUCGACAAUGCCCGAAAAGACGCAUGACUCAUCGAAAUCAAGAUUGGAUUCUCCUUCCAUACCCGUAUUUCAUCAGUCGGCCAUCUUUACGCCAAAGAGAAAUAAAGUUCAUCGUAUGUCGCCGAGCCAGUACCAGCACUGGUCUCGACUGAUUUUGUGCCUUGGUGCGCGAAAAGGACAAGCGGGUGAUGGCCUGUCGGAUCGAUUGGCCGUUAAAUCGAUGCCUAGUGAUUGGGCAUUCCAUAAAGAUGAAGGUCUUCUGCAAACAGCGAAACAGGAAAUCCAAGCACUCACCAAUAUGGAUGUGGUAUGUGAUAUGCAUAUUCUGAAUGAAAUGACUCGUGAGUUGCUGAUGACCGGCAGUGAUAACGGUAUGAUUCGUGUUUGGGAUCCGUGCUACUCCAUACAUUCACAUGAAUUCGAAGCUGAGCCGUGUAUGAUAACUGCUGCGUAUUUGCUGAAGGAUGUGCCUCGCGUAAGCACCGACAAACCAGAUACCACUGUUUAUAGUUGGAAUCAGCAGUCUGGUCGGAUCCUGACAUCGGGCAACGUCCGGUUGUGUCGUAUUUGGGAUACACACGCUGAACAGACUGCGCAGGAUAUUCCAAUUGGCACAAAGAGUUGUCUUGUCACCAAGAUUUGCUCAGAUGAUAGUUGUUCGGAGUUGAUUGCACUUGGUCUGAACGAUGGGUCAGUGAAUUUGUACGAUCCUCGAAUACCGACUAAAUCACAACGAGUGAUGGUUCUUCGCGAGUUGCAACGUAAAAUCGUUGGUCUGUCAUUCAUUUCUAAUACGUCGAACGCUGUUCAAACGGGUGCUGGCCUAAGGUUGGUCGCUGGCUCAGCGGAUGGCGAAUUGCGUGUUUGGGAACCUAGAAUGUUCCAGGAGCCAGUGGUUCAACUGAACGCAUGUGAAGAGCUGAAGGGUAAAGAGAUGAUAAUGCCAAAAAUGGAGGUGCAGCCUAGCGGACAGUUGAUGGGUUGUGCGACAGUAUUACCGGCUGUGAGGAUAUUCGAUGUGUCUGGUAAACAGCUAACUGAUAUCCGCUAUUCUGAUACAUUCAUGAGUGGUGCGAAACAUGGUUUACCGACUGCGCUGCGUUUUCAUCAGUUACGCGUUUCACUGGCAGUCGCCACGAAAGAACGCUUUAUUUCUGCUUAUGGCAUGCCCAAUGAUUGA